Mya arenaria is the source of this 2377-nucleotide messenger RNA. RefSeq names its product nose resistant to fluoxetine protein 6-like. Gene Ontology annotation, molecular function: acyltransferase activity, transferring groups other than amino-acyl groups. Lineage: Eukaryota; Metazoa; Mollusca; Bivalvia; Myida; Myidae. The transcript has 15 exons. Bases 43 to 2283 code for a protein of 746 amino acids. The record is from RefSeq and is a predicted model, not a curated record.
UAUCUCCUUAUUUUAAAAGUACUUUUUGUACAAUAGUAAACAAUGUUUACAUACAUACUCAUUGUAAUAGUUUUAUGCAGUGUACAACAGUGCACUGGUGGUGGUGGUAACAAUGAUGGUUACAAUGACAUGGUCGCUGAAGCUAUGCAGGCGCUGUUACCAGCGCUGGGAAAAACGUUCGGAGUUAACAACUUAGUUGCCCCGUUGUUUCAAAAUGACUCGAAUGUUCUCACCCCACUGAUCGGGAGCCUUGCCCUGCCGGCCUGGGACCACUCCCGAGAAUGUAGCCAAGAUCUAUUGCUGCUUGUGGAGGACUUCAGGAGCGGGGAACCAUGGACCCAGCAAGUACUGGACGCAUUCGGGAAGCCAGAUAGCGGGAUCAUAAAGGGUCGGACUUGGUUCCCUGGUGGCUUCGAUGAAUGUCUGGAUUUACACGCAGAUGCCUAUAACAACGCUACAGACACCAUGCAGACGUUCCAUGGACAAUACUGCAGAAUAGAAGUAGCAACUGGUCCUCCCCAAGCGAAUCCAGAUUUGGUGUCGAAAUUGCGGAUAGGUGUUUGUGUGUCUUCCCGUUGUAUCGCCAAGGACAUAGAUAUUCUCGUGAAAAGCAUUCAGAUGGUGUUGUUCAAUGGUACUAGUCGCUAUGACGUCAACACCGUGUGUUACGAGGAAAGGCCACUUGCAAAUGACGUCAUUUGUGUCAUCGUCGUCCUGUCCGUGCUUGUUGCGUUUGUUGUGUUCGGUACACUUUAUGACAUCACAGCAGUUCAAAUGAAACUGAAUGAACAGCCAAAAGAAAAGAACACUGCUGACAUCAGUGGCAAUGCUACUGUUAAUCGAGUGGGGUUGAACGCCUACAUCAACGGUGCGUACCAACCCGCAGGGGACACGGGAGACAAAGACAAGAACAACCCUGUACUCGAGAUGAUAGGAGAAUCUUCUAGGACGGAAAUCAAGCCUACACAUGGAAGGAGUACCUUGGAGAAGAUAUGUCUGGCAUUUUCUGCGUACAGUAACGGAGUGAAGAUAUUAAGUACGGAACAGGGGGCGGGUUCCCUAGGGGCUCUGCACGGUAUCCGGUUCCUCAGUAUGGCUUGGGUUAUCCUGGGCCAUACGUUAGUCUACUCGGGGACAGUGAGCGCAAAUGUUUUGAGUUAUUAUAAUGCCCAGCUGAAGAACCCUUCGUUCUGCGCCGUAAUUUUUGCCGGUUUGUCUGUGGAUAGUUUCUUCACCAUUAGCGGUGUCCUGGUGGCCUACCUGGCGUUACGGGAGUUAAAGAAAGUGGGCGGGGCUAAAAGACUCAACUGGUUCAUUUUCUACUUUCAUAGAUUCUGGAGGUUGACCCCGCCCUACAUGUUGGUCAUCAUGGUCGGUACUGUCCUUCUGCCAUAUGCCAUAUCCGGUCCUUUCUGGCCAGAGGGAGAUUUAUCGUUCAUGGCAGCUUGCCGGAAAAACUGGUGGACUAAUCUUCUCUAUGUCAACAACUAUGUCAACGUCGAAGAGAAUUGUAUGGGAUGGUCGUGGUACCUGGCAAAUGACAUGCAGUUUUACAUCAUCAGUCCUCUGAUACUCUUGCCAUUGUUCUAUAACAUUUUUGCUGGAGCAGCGUGUGGCCUAGUGCUCUUGGCCGCCUCCAUUACCGCCACCUGGAUAAUUUCCUCCAAGCACGAAUACUCGGCUCAGGCCAAUUAUCCUUAUGCACCAUAUCCAAAGGAUGGCGAUUAUGGCAAGACUCUGUACACUCCUAGUUACGCUCGCAUUUGCCCUUAUAUUAUUGGCCUUUUUGUUGGGUACAUUCUCUAUAGGACACGCUGCAAAAUACGGAUUCCAAAGACCAUAAACAUCCUCGGCUGGUUUCUGAGUUUAGCUGUGUUCUGCACAGUUACCUACUCACUAUACACAGACAAGCGCAGUCACAUACUGAGCUUACAUGAAUCUGCGGCGUAUUUCAGCCUUCAUAGGACGGGCUGGGGCCUGGCCAUGGCCUGGGUCAUUGUGGCCUGCUGUACUGGAUAUGGGGGCUGGAUAAACGAGUUGUUGUCGUGGCGCGGGUUCAUUCCACUAAGUCGCCUAACCUACUGUGCCUACCUUAUACACCCUCUCGUUAUGUUGACCUUCUACAUGAACAGACGACAGCUCACAUACUUCACACAAUUUGAACUGGUCUACCUUUUUGUUGGACACCUGACGAUGUCUUACGGCCUCAGUUUCAUCGUGUCACUCGUGUUUGAGGCACCAAUGAUGGGGCUGGAGAAGGCAGUCUUAAGGAAACGAAAAUAAACCACGGAACUGAAUACCUUUCAAAUGAAAUAACCUUUUAUGAUUAUUUUAUAAAGCAGAGCAUUUUUUUUCACCAAUUAAAAAGCAACAACAA